Molecule: messenger RNA, 1287 nt
Organism: Meleagris gallopavo (turkey)
Lineage: Eukaryota; Metazoa; Chordata; Aves; Galliformes; Phasianidae
Source: RefSeq, a predicted model, not a curated record
CUACACCUGCAACCUAUAGAUAGCUGCCAGCUUACUAUGGUUGUCUAACAGGUAGCCAUUCAGCAGUGGAAGGCAAACUGUUUGUUAGGCUAAUCUUGGAAAUGUUUGGAAGUACAAAAUAGGUUUUAUGUUGUUCGGGUAUCUUAACCAAGCUUUUUGUGACUUGUUGAUUUGAGCCUUUGUUGCCUGUGCUCUUAAAUCAGACAAAGCAUAUCUUAAACAAGAGUUGAACGUAAGGUAGUUGAAUAUGGGUUGUUUUAUGUGCAUGAUUAUGUUUUGAAUAGUUGAUGAGAAUUCUAGUUUCUUUUUUCUAAAGUUUUGAAUGCAGGAUUUUAUUUACAUUUAUUGAUGACAUUGUACUUUUGUAACUAGAGUGGAAGUCAGUCCUCCUGCUCAAGUGAAUACUUUAAGCAAUAUGUUGCCUUCAGCCACUAUGCCCGAAUCCAUGACAAUUAAUGAACUUCGUCAAGCUAUUCUGGCCAUGAUGAAUAGAAAGGAUGAACUGGAAGAACAGAAUAGGUCCCUUAGAAAUCUGCUUGAUGGUGAGAUGGAGCAUUCUGCAGCACUGAGGCAGGAAAUGGACAACUGGAGAAGGAAGGUAGCAGAACAGGAAGAGCGACAUGCCACUAAAGUCCAAGCCUUGGCACGAGAAAAUGAAGUGCUAAAAGUGCAACUUAAGAAGUAUGUAGGAGCUGUCCAGAUGCUCAGAAGAGAAGGUCAAGCAGUGGAAGGUAAGGAUAAAGGAAAAAAAAAUAAAAAUCCAUGCCCACAAUUCUGCCAUUGAGACAGAAUUUAUGGGAGGCAUAAUUAAUAACCAAGUGAUGGAAGUUGCCCCCGGACCUGUAUAAAGACCUACAAUGGAAGAAUAGGCAGUGAAUAGCCGUAAGUCUUCUUUAUAUGCAUCUGCAUUUUUUUUCUGUUUGAUCUUGAAAUGAACUGCAGUGCAUAACGCGCUACCCAGUACUGUGCAAGUCCAGAUCAAUAAGCAGCAGGUAAGGGGGCCUACAGGAAUGCUGCGGAAGGACUUUUUGUAAAGGCAGGUAACGGCAGGACGAGGGUAAAUGACUUUAAACUUGAAGAGGGUAAGUUUAGACUAUGAGGGUGGUGAGACAGGUUGUCCAGUAAGGUUGUGAAUGUCCCCUCCCUGGAAGCUUUUCAGGUUGUGCUGGAUGGGACUUUGAGCAAUGUGGUCUAGAGGGAGGUGUCCCUGUCUACAGCACCGUGGGGAGGGGGAGGACCUGGAUGAUCUUGAAGAUCCCUUUCAACCCAAACCAUUCUAUGAUUGUA